Messenger RNA from Penicillium macrosclerotiorum, 981 nucleotides. RefSeq lists its product as uncharacterized. Gene Ontology annotation, molecular function: myo-inositol:proton symporter activity. Lineage: Eukaryota; Fungi; Ascomycota; Eurotiomycetes; Eurotiales; Aspergillaceae. Gene Ontology annotation, biological process: transmembrane transport. The coding region runs from base 1 to 981 and encodes 326 amino acids. The record is from RefSeq and is a predicted model, not a curated record. Gene Ontology annotation, cellular component: membrane. The transcript is spliced from 3 exons.
AUGGCUAUGAAUGAUACUGGAGUUUUUGGCGUUGCACUUCCUUAUGUUGGAACCGAUUUUGGUUAUGCGCUCUCUUAUCUUCAACAAGAGAUUGCGACCGCGGCCACUACCGUUGGCGCAAUUUUCGGGGCUGCCAUAUUGGGCCUCUUCGCCGACAGAUGGGGUCGCAAACCCUGCUUGCUUAUUUCCGAUUUACUUUUUACAGCCGGCGCUAUCAUUAUCGCAUCGAGCUUUUCGCUUAGGCAACUUGUUGCUGGUCGUCUAAUUCUCGGGGUCGGAGUUAGUGGCGCGGCGGUAAUCUGUCCUCUUUAUAUAACGGAACUGGCUCCAACUGCCGUUCGUGGACGUUGUGUUGGCACAAAUAGUUUCUGUAUUCCUUUCGGUCAGACUGUUGCUGUUGCUAUCGGUGCAGGAUGGAGAAUGUCAACGGCAACUAGAGAAUCCUGUUUGGUCUUGGAGUUGUACCCUCAAUUCUGCAGCUCGCUCUCAUACACGAAUUACCGGAAUCGCCCUGUGUUCUUAUCCCCCGUGACCAAGAUGACGAGGCUCGAGAAGUACUCAAAGGAAUUUACAAGUACGCUUCGCCUGAAAUAUUACGGGUUGUCAAGGAUCAUAUUGCUGCGACUAUGGCCCUGCAACGCUCGACCACCUUCUGUCAACGCUCUCAAAAGCUAUAGACUCACAAGCCUUAUCGCCAUUUUUGGUCAAGUCACCGGAUAUAAUACUCUUCUUUACUACGCUGGAACUCUGUUUAAACUUCUGGGUCUUUCCAAUGCAGUCAUUAGAGGGCUCAUCCCCUCGAUUACCAACACGUUUUUCCUUUUGUGUGGCAUAGUUAUGGUAGAUCGGAUCGGUCGCCGUGGGCUAUUAAUGAAAUUUGGCCCUAUUAUGGUCAUUGGUCUCAUCUGGUGUCUUGUUGCUUUCUACUACAUAUGUAAGCCAACGGGUCAUUUCCUGAUCGAGGGCCACACCUAUCCCUAG